AUGGAAGUUCAGACUUUUGUAAGAGUGGAAGGUCGCAAGUACAACAUAAGUGCUGGUCAAGGAGUGAUUAUCGGUGUUCUCACUAGUGGUCCAGAUGCACAAGGAAUAAAUGCAGCGGUGAGAGCGGCGUUAAGGAUGGGCCUCUACAUGGAAUGCAAGGUUUACUUUAUUAAAGAAGGAUUUCAAGGCAUGAUUGAUGGAGGCAACAACAUCGUCCCGGCUACUUGGGCCUCCGCGAACAAUAUUAUUCAAAUGGGAGGUACAGUCUUAGGGAGCUCGCAGAGCAACGAAUUUCAUGAGAGAGCAGGCAGAUUAAAAGCUGUUUACAAUUUAGUGAACUUGGGAAUAACGAACUUGGUGGGCAUCGGUGGUGAGGGAACGUUGUCUGCCCUCUUCGUUCUGAAACAAGAAUGGCACCAACAUAUCGUCGAGCUCAUUGAAUCCAACAGGAUUUCGCCCGAUAAAGGAGCGGCUUGUAGCAACCUGAACAUAAUGGGCAUCAUGGCCUCCAUUGAAAAUGAAUUCUGCUCCACAGACAUGUCCGUUGGCACAGAUUCCGCUCUCAACAGAGUUAUGGAGUCGUUGGAUAGCAUCCAAACUGCGGCAAUUAGCCAGCAUAGAUGUUUCGUUUUGGAAGUUGUCGGGAGACACAGCGGAUAUUUGGCAUUAUCAGCCGCUCUGGCCGCAGAGGCUGAUUGGUUGUUCAUUCCUGAAUAUCCCCCAGAGAAGGGCUGGGAAGAAAUGAUGUUCAACAAACUUUUGAUGGCACGUGAUAGUGACCAAAAAAUGAACUUGGUCAUCAUCGCCGAGGGAGCUAUUGAUCAUACUAAGAAGCCAAUAUCAGCCGUUCAAGUGAAAGAAUUAAUAAAGGACAAUGUUAAGUGCGACACGAAAGUUACGGUGCUCGGACACGUGCAGAGGGGAGGCUGUCCAUCAGCAUUCGACAGAAUAUUGGCAAGCCGUCUCGGAGCAGAGGCUGUGAUGUGUUUGUUGGAUUCCUCAAAAGAAACCAUGCCGAUGGUAGUGGCUUUGCAGGGAAAUCAGAUUGUUAGACAUUCGCUUGCUGAAACGCUGGCAAAAUUCAAAUCGAUAAAGAACAUGAUGGAAGAGUUUGACUACGAAGGUGUUCUGAACACUCGUGGAUUGCUUUUCAAAAAUAUGCUCAACAUUUAUUGCAUGCUGUCUAGCAUCUCACCUCCUGUCAGCCACAACGUAAAAAACAAAUAUGUGUUUGGAAUAAUUUGCUUGGGUGUACCGUCCUGUGGAAUAAAUUCAUCGUUGAGAACUUUUGUAAGGUGCGUCAACAAAUCCGGAUACUCCGUGUACGCCAUAUACCACGGCUUUGAAGGACUCAUGCAGAAUCAAGUUGAACUGUUAACAUGGGAAAAUGUACAGGGCUGGACGAAAGAUGGAGGAUGCAACAUUGGUUGCAGCACGUAUCUAAUAGACCAAUUUGGAGUCGACAAAAUAGCUUUACAGAUGAGAAAAUUCAAAAUCGCAGCUUUGCUUCUAGUUGGAGGAUUUGAAGCUUUCCAUGCAGCUCUCAUAAUGGGAGAAUCUCGUGCGAAACACAUUGAAUUUUGCAUUCCAAUAUGCGUCAUUCCUGCCUCACCUUUCAAUAAUCUGCCUGGCACCGAGGUUUCAAUCGGUUCAGAUACCGUCCUGAAUAAAAUCACUGAAUUAUGCGACCGAACGCGUUUGUCUGCAACCGGCAGUAAAAAUCGCGUGUUCUUAUUUGAAACCAUCGGAGGGAAAUGUGGAUACCUGACCACGAUGAGUGCCCUUGCCACCGCUGCCGACAUCGCCUACAUCUACGAAGAAUCUUUCGGAAUUAAAGAAAUUAUGACUGACCUUGUACAAGUAGCUAUCAAAGUCAGGCAUGGCUCCAACAUUGGAAUUGUUUUGAUGUCAGACGAGUCGCAUCCGUCGUAUAAUUUGGAUUUUCUGUCGCGCGUCUAUUCACAUGAGGGCCGAUCGGCCUUCAUCACGAAGAAAAUCGCUCUCAAAGAAAUUCAAGACGGGGGAAGACCUUCUCCUUACGAUAGAUUGCUGGCCAUAAAACUGGCAUCAAGAACUGCAGAACAUCUGAUUGCUCAGUUGAAUGAGAAUUUGACUUCAUCAGGUAACACCAUCAAUUUCGACACGUGCACGCUGGCCGGGUUAGUCAAACAUCAGAUCGACUUCACGCCUGUCCAGGAGUUAAAAAAACAAUACAACUUCUACAACCGCAACACUCGAGAGACGUGGUGGAUGCACCUCAAAAGUCUGGCCAAGACCCUGGUGCACUACGACCCACUCUUCAUUCAAAGCCAGACAGCAUCCAAUGCCGACACCAAGCGAGAAGAUAUUAAGUUAGAAACCAAAAUGCAUUCCAGGGCCCAAUAA
This is a messenger RNA of Helobdella robusta, 2385 nucleotides long. RefSeq lists its product as hypothetical. NCBI's taxonomy places the organism in Eukaryota, Metazoa, Annelida, Clitellata, Rhynchobdellida, Glossiphoniidae. Gene Ontology annotation, biological process: fructose 1,6-bisphosphate metabolic process; canonical glycolysis; fructose 6-phosphate metabolic process. The transcript has 21 exons. Gene Ontology annotation, molecular function: identical protein binding; ATP binding; AMP binding. The record is from RefSeq and is a predicted model, not a curated record. The coding region runs from base 1 to 2385 and encodes 794 amino acids. Gene Ontology annotation, cellular component: 6-phosphofructokinase complex; cytoplasm.